Messenger RNA from Hypomesus transpacificus, 2716 nucleotides. RefSeq names its product ubiquitin conjugating enzyme E2 Wb (gene ube2wb). The transcript is spliced from 7 exons. The coding region runs from base 30 to 503 and encodes 157 amino acids. NCBI's taxonomy places the organism in Eukaryota, Metazoa, Chordata, Actinopteri, Osmeriformes, Osmeridae. The record is from RefSeq and is a predicted model, not a curated record.
AUUAUGAUGUUCUGCGUUGCUCUGCUCUGAUGCAGGGGGUUUCCAUCAUGGCGUCGAUGCAGAAAAGACUUCAAAAGGAACUAUUAGCUCUGCAGAAUGAUCCACCCCCUGGAAUGACGCUAAACGAAAAAAGUGUGCAAAACACAAUUACACAGUGGAUUGUUGAUAUGGAAGGAGCCUCGGGCACACUCUACGAAGGAGAGAAAUUUCAGCUGCUUUUCAAAUUCAGUAGUCGAUAUCCUUUUGAUUCGCCUCAGGUAAUGUUCACGGGGGAGAAUAUACCUGUCCAUCCUCAUGUAUAUAGCAACGGUCACAUCUGCCUAUCCAUUCUAACAGAAGACUGGUCACCGGCACUGUCAGUGCAAUCAGUCUGUCUUAGCAUUAUCAGCAUGCUGUCAAGCUGCAAAGAAAAGAGACGGCCCCCUGAUAACUCGUUCUACGUAAGAACGUGCAACAAAAAUCCAAAGAAGACUAAAUGGUGGUAUCAUGAUGAUACCUGCUAAUGUAUAAACUUUGUAACAGCCCUAGGAGACAGAAGUCCUACUGACCUACAUGAAGCACUUUUUAAUCAUUCAGUCUUUGAACUCUGACCUUAGACUGGAAAAAUGGACACCAUGCGCUGGAGACUUGACUGCAUUUCCCCCUGGGCAGUUGGAUGCAUGUUUUAGCCGGUUGUAAUAUACAAUAUAAGAAAAUAAAGGAACGUUAUAUGCACCCAACAUGGAUUGUUUUGACAACAGGUAGUUAUGCAGCAAGCAAGAUGGUUUUGUAGUGAGAUUAUUAUAUUUCUUGUUUCAAGAUUAACUUGUCUAUUUUAAUUUUUUAGUUUUUAUGGGUACAUUUUAAGGUCCUUGUGUAUUGUGCAAUAAUAAUAAUGAAGGAUGCAUGCUUGGGCCUGCAAAGAGAUAUCCAAAUCUAAUCAUCUGUCUGGAAGGAAUCUGAGCGUUUUUACCAGUUAAUUCCCCUAUGUAUUGUCUGAAAUUACAUGCACUGUGAAAAAGAAAUCUAAAGGCACAACUUAAUGUUAUUCCAAACAGGCUGUUGUACUGUAAUCUACCCACCAUUUUAGUUUUCAGGUGACAGGGUUUUGAAAUGGCUUUUACGUUGCUAACCUUUGAUUCAGAAAUUAUAUUCUCUUACCUCUCAUCUUCCAAGGACAGGCCAAACUGCAGUUGGUUGACAGAAUGUUGGUACUGAUAAGGUUAAAAAUACAAGCAAUGGCAAACUUAUCACUUAGCUUCAUGCACCUCUCUUUAGUGGCCUGAACUCAAGUAAUGUCCAGUCCAAGCCCAGAGAUGUGUAACAGUAUCACUUUCAUGUAACGAAUGUCUGUAAGAGAACUUAGUUGUGUGAUCCAUUUUUAUUUGUAUCUUACCUUUUUAUUUUAUUUUUGAUUGCUUUAAUCUGCAAAAUGUCUGAUUUUAAAUAUUGUACCUUUCAAGUCGUUAAUAUUUGGAAAUGGGUAUACGUUUGAUGGGAUAGCUUGUGUAUUUAUGUGUUAUUUAAUUUAAAAUCUCUAUUUGGAUCUCCAGCACAGUGGUAAAGGGUGACAGGUGUCUGUUUAGAAAUCUGCAAGACAAGAGACUCCCCUGGUCAGAGUUUUGGCUCAGGUACUUUUUUCAAUAAGAGAUCACCUCUUAAAAAAAGAUUCCUAUCAGAUAUUUUGCAUUUACCUAUAUUUUCACCAAAAGAGACUGUUACUUUGUGAAAUUAUAACAUGUCUAAAACUAUUGUAAAUAAGUCUUUACAUUUUGAAAUGUUAUGACCGAUGUUAGCAGUGGGUGCAGUUUCUUUACAUUAUAGGGGAAGGACUAGAAGAGGGCUUUUUUCAUUCAAAGUUUCUCUGCAGUUUAUCAUUUUAGAAUUCAGUCAGUUAAUCAAAAACACAACUACUGUCGGUCGAAGGUUUAGUAGUUUUAACCGUAGGGGUGCAUGCAAAUUUAAACCCAUCAUAUUAUUAUUAUUAGCACCAAACCAGGCAACAACCAUAGUAAAUAUCCCACUUCUAUAAACAGUUUAAUUGGAUGGAUCAGCAGACAGUGCUACCUGCUGGAGGCCAUACAGAUAGGUGUUGUUUCUGACAGUAAUCACUCCAUUCCUAUAGAUGGGUUUCCUGUCGCCAUUCAUUCAGAAAAUAUACUUGAAUUUCACAUUCUGGGUUAUUUCUUUGUGUGUUUUUUUUGCUUUGAUGUCCAUGGGUCUGAGUCUUGACUGAAUCUGAGUGAAUGAUGGUAUAGAGAUUACCACGGCACACUGGUAUCUAGGAACUAUAUUAAAAACAUAAAGAUGUCUAUCUACCUUUUUGUGUAUUACACUGUAGUGGUUCUGCUGUUGUUUUAUGCCGAGAACUGACAGCAGGACUAAAUCGAUUUUGUAAAUUCAGUCACAAUGGCAUUAGUGUGUGAACAAAAAGCCUUCAUCCAGUGACAGUAGGCAAGUUGAGUUUUUGAAAAACCCUGGAGUGAAUACAAUCUAAAAGAGGAUUUGGAUGGCUUUUACUUGUUUUUUUUCUUUUCUUCUUUGGUUUAGGCUUUGUAAAAAUUUUAAAUGUGGUUUGAAUUCUUAGCUUGCAGGUUGUUGUGAGUGAUAAACACUAAUGGGGUGUUAUUAUUUAUAUUUUGAGAAUUUGUUUUCUGGGAUGUGCAAGCUCCAUGUAAGAGGUGCCUGUUCAUUUUCAUAAUCAAUAAUUAAAGCAGAGAUUCACUUUUAAUUCAAA